UGAUUUUUAUAGGUUGAGGACUCACUGUGUUGUAGAACCAUUUGUGAUUGCAACAAAUAGGCAACUUAGCACCAUGCAUCCAAUCUACAAGUUACUGCAUCCACAUCUCAGAUAUACCUUGCAGAUAAACGCACUUGGACGCGAGAUUCUUAUUAGUUCAUAUGGAGUCAUUGAAAGCACAUUCUUUACUAAAAAGUAUUCAAUGGAAUUAAGUUCUGUGGCUUAUGAUAAGCUUUGGCAAUUUGAUUUGCAGGGACUACCAAAUGAUCUUCUCCAUAGAGGAAUGGCUGUGGAAGAUCCUAGUGCACAACAUGGACUAAAGCUAGCAAUUGAAGUAUAUCUUCCCAACAUAUUGUUAGUUUAGCUUGUUAAGUUCAUGUACAUUUAUACUUUUUUGCUUUCUUUUUAAUGAGCCGGGCCCAUCUGUCUUUCUUCUGACUGUAUUAUUUACUUUC
Molecule: messenger RNA, 455 nt
Organism: Medicago truncatula (barrel medic)
Lineage: Eukaryota; Viridiplantae; Streptophyta; Magnoliopsida; Fabales; Fabaceae
Product: probable lipoxygenase 8, chloroplastic
Exons: 2
Coding region: 74-364 (96 amino acids)
Biological process (GO): lipid oxidation
Molecular function (GO): metal ion binding; oxidoreductase activity, acting on single donors with incorporation of molecular oxygen, incorporation of two atoms of oxygen
Source: RefSeq, a predicted model, not a curated record